Gasterosteus aculeatus aculeatus (three-spined stickleback) is the source of this 4102-nucleotide messenger RNA. RefSeq names its product intraflagellar transport 122 homolog (Chlamydomonas) (gene ift122). NCBI's taxonomy places the organism in Eukaryota, Metazoa, Chordata, Actinopteri, Perciformes, Gasterosteidae. Gene Ontology annotation, cellular component: intraciliary transport particle A; non-motile cilium. The record is from RefSeq and is a predicted model, not a curated record. Gene Ontology annotation, biological process: intraciliary retrograde transport; non-motile cilium assembly; protein localization to cilium. Gene Ontology annotation, molecular function: protein binding.
GGAGCUUAGCUUGAAAAACCGACGAGCUAAAACAACCUGUUGAUACGACCCCCGCCUCCCCCCUCCGUUCGGUUUGUUGUUAAAAUAAAGGGAAGGAGGUAGAGAUGAGAGCCGUUCUAGCGUGGAAAGAAACCAUUCGGGACCAAUGCAUUUAUGAUCUUGCAUUCAAGCCGGAUGGCAGCCAACUCAUCAUCGCCGCAGGGCUUCGUGUCCUCGUUUAUGACGUAGCCGAUGGAACGAUUAUCCAGCCUUUAAAAGGACACAAAGACACCGUGUACUGUGUGGCCUACGCUAAAGAUGGUAAAAGGUUUGCCUCGGGGUCUGCUGACAAAAGCAUCAUCAUCUGGACUUCUAAACUGGAGGGUAUUUUGAGAUACACUCACAAUGACUCCAUCCAGUGUGUUGCCUACAACCCUGUCACUCACCAACUAGCCUCCUGUUCUUCUGGGGACUUUGGUCUUUGGUCACCGGAGCAAAAAUCCGUGAACAAACACAAAGUGAGCAGCAAAAUAACAUGUUGUGGGUGGACAAACGACGGCCAGUACCUCGCCCUCGGCAUGAUGAACGGCGUGGUGAGCAUUCGGAACAAGAACGGAGAGGAGAAGGUCAAGAUCGAGCGUCCAGGAGGCUCCUCGUCCCCCAUCUGGUCCAUAGUCUGGAACCCCUCAAAGGACGAGCACAAUGACAUCCUGGCUGUGGCAGACUGGGGUCAGAAGCUGUCCUUCUACCAGCUCAGCGGAAAGCAGAUCGGCAAAGACAAGACUCUCACCUACGACCCUUGUUGCGUCAGCUACUUCUCCAAGGGCGAGUACAUCGUCCUGGGGGGCUCCGACAAACAGGCGUCCCUCUACACCAAAGACGGCGUGCGGCUCGCCACCAUCGGGGAGCAGAGCACCUGGGUGUGGACGUGCCGGGUUAAGCCCGACUCCAACUUUGUGGUGUUGGGCUGCCAGGAUGGGACCAUCGCCUGCUACCAACUUAUCUUCAGCACAGUUCACGGCCUCUAUAAGGACCGCUACGCGUACAGAGACAGCAUGACUGAUGUCAUCGUCCAGCACCUCAUCACCGAACAAAAAGUACGCAUAAAGUGCCGCGAGCUGGUGAAGAAGAUCGCCAUCUACAGAAACCGCCUGGCCAUCCAGCUGCCCGAGAGGAUCGUCAUCUACGAGCUCUACUCGGACGACUCCUCGGACAUGCACUACCGGAUCAAGGAGAGGAUCUGCAGGAAGUUUGAAUGCAACCUGCUGGUGGCCUGUUCCCAGCAUAUCAUCCUGUGUCAGGAGAAGCGCCUGCAGUCCCUGUCCUUUACCAGCGUCAAGGAGAAGGAAUGGGUGAUGGAGUCUCUAAUUCGAUACAUCAAAGUGAUCGGGGGUUCGCCAGGCAGAGAGGGCCUAUUAGUGGGCCUAAAGAACGGUGCUAUCCUGAAGAUAUUCGUCGACAACCCGUUCCCCAUCACGCUGCUGAAGCUGUCCACCUCCGUGCGCUGCCUGGACAUGAGCGCCUCCCGCAGCAAGCUGGCUGUGGUGGACGAGCACAACACGCUGCUGGUCUACGACAUCGUCAGCAAGGAGCUGCUCUUUCAGGAGCCUAAUGCUAACAGCGUGGCCUGGAACACCCAGUGUGAGGACAUGCUGUGCUUCUCUGGCAACGGCUACCUCAACAUCAAGGCCAGCAACUUCCCCGUCCACCAGCAGAAGAUGCAGGGCUUCAUGGUCGGCUACAACGGCUCCAAGAUCUUCUGCCUCCACGUCUACGCAAUGUUAUCCGUGGAGGUGCCUCAGUCGGCCCCCAUGUACCAGUACCUGGAGAGGAAGAUGUAUAAGGAGGCCUACCAGAUCGCCUGUCUGGGCGUGACCGACAGUGACUGGAGGGAUUUAGCCACCGAUGCCCUGGAGGGACUCGACUUCGACACCGCCAAGAAGGCCUUCAUUAGAAUCAGAGACCUGCGCUACCUGGAGCUCAUCAACAGCAUCGAGGAGAGGAAGAAGCGGGGCGAGAGCGACAACGAGCUGUUCCUGGCAGACGUCUACGCCUACCAGGGGAAAUUCCACGAGGCAGCGCAGCUCUACAAGCGCAGCGGCCACCAGCACCGAGCUCUGAGCAUGUACACUGACCUGCGGCAGUUUGAGUACGCAAAGGAUUUCGUUGGAGCGACAGACCCGAAGAGCUCUCGCAUCCUGAUGACCAAGCAGGCCGACUGGGCGAGGAGCAGCAAGGAGCCGCGGGCGGCGGCGGAGAUGUACCUGUCAGCGGGGGAACAUCUCAAAGCCAUCGACCUCAUCGGGGAACACGGCUGGGAAGACAUGCUGAUCGACAUCGCGCGAAAGCUGGACAAGGCGGAGCGGGAACUGCUGGCCAAGUGUGCGCUCCACUUCAAGCGGCUGAAGCACCACGGCUACGCCUCGGAGACCUACUCCAAGAUGGGAGACCUGCAGGCCCUCGUGCAGCUGCACGUGGAAACCUGCCACUGGGAAGAGGCCUUCUCGCUGGUGGAGAAGCACCCCCAGUUCAAAAACCACGUCUUCGUGCCGUACGCCCAGUGGCUGGCGGAGCACGACCGCUUUGAGGAGGCGCAGAAAGCAUUCCACAAGGCCGGGCGACAGAACGAGGCCGUUAAAGUCCUGGAGCAGCUUACCCACAAUGCAGUGGUGGAGAACCGGUUCAACGAUGCAGGCUACUAUUACUGGAUGCUGUCCAUGCAGUGUAUGGACAUCGCCAGAGCAGAAAGCGAAGACCAGAGGGACGAAAUGCUGAAGAAGUUUGAGCGCUUUCAGCAUCUGGCUGAGCUCUACCACGUCUAUCGCUCCAUCCAGCGCUACACGGACGAGCCCUUCAGCUCCCACAUGCCUGAGACGCUCUUCAACAUCUGCAGGUUCCUCCUGAACAACCUGGCCAAGGACGUUCCGCCGGGCAUCUCUAAAGUCAACACGUUGUACGCGUUGGCCAAGCAGAGCCGCAGACUGGGCGCGUAUAAACUCGCCAGGUAUUCCUACGAGAAGCUGCAGGAGCUGCACGUUCCGUCUCGCUUCCAGGACUCGGUCGAGCUGGGCAGCCUGAACAUCCGCUCCAAGCCGUUUCACGACAGCGAGGACCUGAUCGAGGGCAUGAUGUGCUACCGCUGCUCCACCAACAACCCCCUGCUGAACAGCCAGGGGAGCGUGUGCAUCAACUGCCGGCAGCCUUUCAUCUACUCGGCCUCCUCGUACGAGGUGCUGCCCCUGGUGCAGUUCUACCUGGAGGAGGGCGUGGGGGACGAGGAGGCCGUGUCUCUGAUCGACCUGGAGGUCCCGCCCGCGGAUCGGAGGGACGCGCGCUGGCAGGACGUGGACCACGGCGAGCUGCAGACGUUGAGGAUGAACGAGGGCUUGGACGACGCUGAGGAAGACCCCUUUACUGCCAAAAUGAGCUUUGAGCAGGGGGGCUCGACCUUUGUCCCCGUCAAGGUGGGUCGCCCGGCGCUGCGCUCCAUGAGCAGGAGGGACGUCCUGAUCAAACGCUGGCCCAGGCCACUCAACUGGGAAUACUUCCGCUCCCUGCUGCCCGACGUGAGCAUCACCAUGUGCCCCACCUGCUUCAAGAUGUUCCACAGUGAGGAUUACGAGCUCCUGGUGCUUCAGCACAACUGCUGUCCGUACUGCCGCAGACCCAUCGAUGAGCAAAACUGAGCCACCCGAAGCGGAAGAAAAACAUUGGUCCUCGUGAUUUCUGCCCUUAGACAGUUUGUCAUAAUUGUUUUGUAUUGCAAUAUAUCUUUUUUGUUGUUGUGAUACACUUUGUGUUUUCCUCCGAGCUUCAUCAGCUCUUAAGAUCAGCGGCGUGUCCUCUGAGGACGGUGGUCAUUAGCGUAGUGUAAGAAAGUGCACCAUCAGCCAAUGAGAUUACCUUAAUCUGUCACUGAUUACAUCAUGGCGUUGGAAGGAGCAUGCCUGUACAAUGUAAAAGAAAACGCUUUUAAAACGGAAUGAAAGAUUCCAACAAAAGGUUCCCACAGACUCACAAACUGAAGCUUCUCUCCACGUUCCAUAACACGUCAUCUGUUGUUUACUCGUGAAAAUGUUUUUUUUUAUAUUGCCAGAAAGGGGAAAUAAAUAAUUGUACUUUU